Messenger RNA from Ipomoea triloba (trilobed morning glory), 7164 nucleotides. RefSeq names its product probable leucine-rich repeat receptor-like protein kinase At1g35710. Lineage: Eukaryota; Viridiplantae; Streptophyta; Magnoliopsida; Solanales; Convolvulaceae. Bases 17 to 5140 code for a protein of 1707 amino acids. The record is from RefSeq and is a predicted model, not a curated record. Gene Ontology annotation, biological process: protein phosphorylation. Gene Ontology annotation, molecular function: ATP binding; protein kinase activity; protein binding. The transcript is spliced from 15 exons.
CAUCAAUCCUUUCACAAUGGCAAAUCCGGAUUUUAUAAUACUCCUACUGCUUAUUAUACACCUCUUUGCCGCCUCUCCUCCAGUUUCUGCUUCCCUUUUCAACGCUACAAAUACCCAUUCAUCAUUGCCUGCAAAUAAUUUGCAAAUAGCAAAUGAAGUGGCUUCUCUGUUAACAUGGAAGUCUAGCCUCGACCUCAAAAGUCAAAAACUAUUGUCAUCCUGGGUUGUUGGUAGCAAUCACUGCAAUUGGAUUGGAAUUGACUGCAACACUGAUGGAAGCAUUAUAAGCUUGAACCUUACUGGUUAUGGCUUACGAGGCCAGAUCUCUCAAGAAAUUGGAUUGUUAAAAUCUCUUGUGGUGUUUGAUCUUUCAUCAAAUGCUCUUACGGGUCAAAUCCCUACGUUAUUAGGAAACUUGUCAGUGUUGGUAAAUUUAUCUCUAUUUGAAAAUCAACUCUGCGGAUCCAUCCCUAAGGAGAUUGGAAAGUUGAAAUCUCUUCAACAACUACGAUUGUCCCACAACAAUCUAUCCGGCCAAAUCCCUCAAGAAAUUGGAUUAUUAAAAUCCCUUGUAGUGUUUGAUCUUUCAUCAAAUGCUCUUACGGGUAAAAUUCCCCCGGAAAUAGGGAACUUGACAGUGUUGUUAGAUUUAUCUCUAUUUGAAAAUCAACUCUACGAGUCUAUCCCUAAGGAACUUGGAAAGUUGAACUCUCUUCAACUACUACGUUUGUCCCACAACAAUCUAUCCGGCCAAAUCCCUCAAGAAAUUGGCUUGUUAAUUUCACUUGUAGAGAUAGAUUUCCGGUCAAAUAGUUUCAGUGGUCAAAUUCCUAUUUCAAUUGGAAACUUGAGGAAUUUGACAAUCUUUUAUCUUGACCAGAAUCAAUUGAGUGGCAAUAUUCCUCAAGAAAUAGGGAACUUGACAAAUUUGGUAUAUUUAUCAUUACUUGAAAAUCAACUCUAUGGAUCCAUUCCUAGGGAGGUGGGAAAAUUGAAAUCUCUUCGAGGGUUAUGGUUAUAUUCAAAUUACUUUAGUGGUCAAAUCCCUUCAGAAAUAGGUAACUUGUCAAAGUUGAUAUUAUUACCCUUACAAGAGAAUCAACUUCAUGGAUCCAUCCCGAAUGAGUUCAGGAACCUUCAAAAUUUAAAAUUCUUGUCUGUCAACACCAACAAUCUAUCAGGCCAGAUCCCUCAAAAAAUUGGGUUGUUAAAAUCUCUUGUGGUGUUUGAUCUUUCAUCAAAUGCUCUUACGGGUCAAAUCCCUACUUCAAUUGGGAAUUUGUCAAUGUUGAUAAACUUAAAUCUACAGCUAAAUCAGCUCUAUGGAUCCAUCCCUAAGGAGAUUGGAAAGUUGAAAUCUCUUCAACAACUACGAUUGUCCCACAACAAUCUAUCCGGCCAAAUCCCUCAAGAAAUAGGUAAUUUGUCCAUGUUGAUAAAUUUGGGAUUAUCGUUUAAUGCACUCAUAGGUCAAAUCCCUACAUCACUUUGCAACUUGAGAAAUCUAAAAAUGUUGUAUCUCGGCAAGAAUCAGUUUUCAGGCCACAUCCCUAAAGGUUUUGGGUUGUUAACAUCGCUUCUAAAUUUGGACUUAGGAGAGAAUGCGCUUGCAGGUGAAAUCCCUUCAACAAUUGGGAAUUUGAAAAGUUUAACAGUCUUGCAUCUUCAAAUCAAUAAUCUUUCAGGUCAAAUCCCACAAGAAAUGGGGUUGAUUGUCUCACUUGUAGAGUUGUCAUUGAGUGAAAAUUCUCUCACCGGCCAAAUCCCUACUUCAAUUGGGAAUUUGUCAAUGUUGAUAAACUUAAAUCUACAGCUAAAUCAGCUCUAUGGAUCCAUCCCUAAGGAGAUUGGAAAGUUGAAAUCUCUUCAACAACUACGAUUGUCCCACAACAAUCUAUCCGGCCAAAUCCCUCAAGAAAUAGGUAAUUUGUCCAUGUUGAUAAAUUUGGGAUUAUCGUUUAAUGCACUCAUAGGUCAAAUCCCUACAUCACUUUGCAACUUGAGAAAUCUAAAAAUGUUGUAUCUCGGCAAGAAUCAGUUUUCAGGCCACAUCCCUAAAGGUUUUGGGUUGUUAACAUCGCUUCUAAAUUUGGACUUAGGAGAGAAUGCGCUUGCAGGUGAAAUCCCUUCAACAAUUGGGAAUUUGAAAAGUUUAACAGUCUUGCAUCUUCAAAUCAAUAAUCUUUCAGGUCAAAUCCCACAAGAAAUGGGGUUGAUUGUCUCACUUGUAGAGUUGUCAUUGAGUGAAAAUUCUCUCACCGGCCAAAUCCCUACUUCAAUUGGGAAUUUGUCAAUGUUGAUAAACUUAAAUCUACAGCUAAAUCAGCUCUAUGGAUCCAUCCCUAAGGAGAUUGGAAAGUUGAAAUCUCUUCAACAACUACGAUUGUCCCACAACAAUCUAUCCGGCCAAAUCCCUCAAGAAAUAGGUAAUUUGUCCAUGUUGAUAAAUUUGGGAUUAUCGUUUAAUGCACUCAUAGGUCAAAUCCCUACAUCACUUUGCAACUUGAGAAAUCUAAAAAUGUUGUAUCUCGGCAAGAAUCAGUUUUCAGGCCACAUCCCUAAAGGUUUUGGGUUGUUAACAUCGCUUCUAAAUUUGGACUUAGGAGAGAAUGCGCUUGCAGGUGAAAUCCCUUCAACAAUUGGGAAUUUGAAAAGUUUAACAGUCUUGCAUCUUCAAAUCAAUAAUCUUUCAGGUCAAAUCCCACAAGAAAUGGGGUUGAUUGUCUCACUUGUAGAGUUGUCAUUGAGUAAAAAUUCUCUCACCGGCCAAAUCCCUACUUCAAUUGGGAACUUGCAAACCUUAAAAUUUUUGUAUCUUAAUGACAAUUACUUUUCAAGUCAUAUCCCUCAAGAAAUUGGAUUGUUAAAUUCCCUUGUGGUGUUUGAUCUUUCAUCAAAUGCUCUUACGGGUCAAAUCCCUCCAGAAAUAGGGAAUUUGUCAAUGUUGGUAAACUUAAAUCUACAGCUAAAUCAGCUCUAUGGAUCCAUACCUAAGGAGUUAGGAAAGUUGAGAUCUCUUGAAGGGCUACUGUUGCAUUUUAAUAACCUUGUUGGUCAAAUUCCAUUUGAGUUCAACAAUCUCACUAAUUUGAGGAGUUUUCAAAUUAGCAAUAAUCAUCUCACCGGAUCUUUGCCUGAGAAUAUAUGUUUUGGUCCGUCACUUGAAAAUAUAUCUAUUGCAUACAACGGAUUUAGUGGAAAGAUUCCUAAAAGUCUUAAGAAUUGUACAAGCCUUUACAGAGUCAGGCUGGACGGAAAUGAGAUUUAUGGAGAUGUAUCCACAGAGUUUGGGAUAUAUCCAAACUUAAAUUACAUAGAUUUGAGUUAUAAUAACUUACAUGGCCAUCUGUCUUCAAAUUGGGCUCUUUGUCCAAAACUUACUGCUUUGAAGAUGGCGGACAAUAAAAUUUCUGGAAAUAUCCCACUUGAUCUCGGCAAUGCAUCUGAGUUGCAAUAUAUUGAUCUCUCAUCAAAUCAGUUGGUUGGAAGGAUCCCCGGAAGUUUGGGAAAGUUGAGCAAGUUAUAUAAGCUAAAGUUAGAUAAUAACAAACUUAAUGACAACAUACCACUAGAAGUUGGGGAACUAUCUUUGCUUUCAGAGCUAAACUUAGCUUCAAAUAACUUUGUUGGCUCAAUUCCCCCACAAAUUGGAAGAUGCCAACACUUAAUUACACUGAAUUUGAGCAGAAAUAUGCUAGUGGGCAAGAUUCCUAUUGAUAUGUUAAGCCUGAAAUCCCUUGAAAAUCUGAGUCUUAGUCACAACAUGCUCUCUGAUAAGAUACCACCACAAGUUGGAGGAUUAACCAACUUACAGACAAUGGACUUAUCUCACAAUAAUCUGUCAGGCUCCAUCCCAACAAGCAUUGCUCAAUGUGCAGCAUUAGUUUCUGUUGAUAUAUCUUACAAUCAGUUGGAAGGCCCUAUCCCUAACACUAAAGCAUUUCUACAAGCACCAUAUUCUGCCUUGAGUAAUAACAAAGGUUUAUGUGGUAAUCAUUCUGGCUUAAAGCUCUGCUCCUCACACAGUCAAAUUGAUGACGUGAAAGGAAAUUCAGUUAUAAUCAUAUCAAUAGUCUUGGGAAGUUCAUUCCUAUUGGCUGUGGUUAUUAUCAUUUUUGUUAUUUUCCGACGACCAAUAAGAAAUACAGUGGUGGAGCAAAGAGAUUUUACUAAUGAUUUGUUCACAAUAUGGAGCUUUGAUGGAAAGAUGACAUAUGAAAACAUAAUUGAAGCAACAAGGAACUUCGACUCUAGUUAUUGCAUUGGUGUAGGAGGGCAUGGAAGUGUGUAUAGGGCCGAGCUACCUAGUGGUCAGAUUGUUGCCGUAAAGAAGUUUCACACAUUAGGCAUGCAAGAUGAUGAGAGGCUUGAUCUUAGAAGUUUUUCAAAUGAGAUAAGCACAUUAACAAAUGUUAGGCAUCGGAAUAUUGUAAAGCUCUACGGCUUUUGUGCUCACCAGAGACAUUCAUUCUUGAUUUAUGAGUAUUUACAAGGGGGUAGCCUGGCACACAUUUUGAGUGAUGAUGAAAAAGCACUACAUUUGAGCUGGUUGAAAAGGAUAUAUGUGGUCAAAGCUAUGGCUAAUGCAUUAUCAUACAUGCACCAUGAUUGUUCCCCGCAUAUUGUUCACCGAGACAUUACAAGCAACAAUGUUUUGUUUGAUUCUGAAUAUGAAGCUCAUGUGUCUGAUUUCGGGACAGCAAGGUUUUUGAGCCCUGAUUCAUCAAACUGGACUUCAUUUGCUGGAACUAUGGGAUAUACAGCUCCAGAGUUUGCUUACACUGCAGAGGUAAACUGCAAAUGUGAUGUGUAUAGCUUUGGUGUGGUAACACUAGAAGUGCUUAUGGGGAAACAUCCUGGUGACCUUGUUACAUACAUUUCUUCAUCCUCACUCUCAGCAACUGCUGGAAUGCUUCUGAUGGAUUUGUUGGACCCUCGACUCUCAACUCCAAAAAAACACGAUGCACAACAACUUGUGUUGCUUGCAAAUAUAGGAGUCUCUUGUAUGAAUUCCAAUCCUCAAUGUCGGCCAACUAUGCAACAAGUUUCUAUGAUGCUAUCCAAGGAAAGGGAUUUUCCCGAUUUUUCCCCUGAGAUCACUUUAUGCCAGUUGUUUGGUCUUGAAUUUCGGAAUCCAUAAAUUUUUACACUAUUCAAGGUUGAGUGCUCAAACAUUGGCUGAUAUGCCACAAGAAAUCGUGAAAAUAAAUGGGUUCUCAGAUGGUGAUGUUAACUACAGUCCUUAAGGUAUAAGAUGGAUUUGUGCUUCCAGAUAAAGCUUUUCUUUACUUGACAGCGGUUCUGACUAAACGGAGGACAAGAAUGAAUGUGAGCUACUGAGCUGGUGCACCACGAUAUGGCUUGAGCUUGAACAUUUUAUAUAUUUAGUAUUCGUGAUAAGCAUGGGGCACAAGUCCUUGACUAGCAUCUAUUUAAGUUAUAUAAGGGGCUUAAGUGCUUGACAAAAGUCUUGAAUACAUUGAAAGUGAUGUGACCCAGCUUGCAGCUACCCAGCUGAGUGGUGAGAAUGACGUAGCUGGCUUUGAUGAUGGGGAAAAUGGCUCCGGGAAAAGAAGGUCUAGUUCAAAGCGUGCAAGUAUGGAAGCAAUGAUUUAUUUGUACUUGAAUGUAUGUGUACAUGAUGGGAUGGAGGUGGUUGAAAUAACAAUGGAUAUCCAUAUUACAUGUGAGGAGCUUGAUCAAAAUCUAUUUUGGACUCAUCUCAAACUGUGUUUAAUUAGUCACUUUUCACCAUGCACUCAUUUGGGCUCAAUUCACCUGUCAGCACCAUCAUGGGAGCUUUAUGGUUGCAAUCUGUUUUUGUAAGGCAUAGAGAUAGGGAUGAAAGUCAUAGACAUAGAUCUAAAUCCUAUGACAAAGAUAGAGAGGAAAGGCACAGCCAUAGAUCUCACUCAAGGGGAAGAUCUGGGCAAAGGUCUCCAUCUCCUACUCAAUCUCGGUCCCCAUCUCACUCUAAAAGGUCAGAUUCCCGGGACUGCACCAACCAUUCCUGGAAUAUUUCCGAACAUGUUGACUUUGGCACCUGGAUAGGCUACUAGACAUGCAUGGCGAGUUUAUGUUGGUGGACUUCCUCCAAGUGCUAAUGAACAGUUUUAAAAUAGAAGACUCUUCAUGAAUCCACUUAAAAAAAUGAUCAGAUGUACCUCUUGGAGCACGUACUAAGAUUUUCAGUGGAUAAAUGCGGUCAUCAAAGCUGUGGCUAAAGCUUUAUCACACAUGCAUCAUUGCAUGAUUGUUCACCUCUUAUAAUAUAAUUUAUUGGCCUGGGAUAUAUCUGUUCGAUUCUAAGCAUGAAGCUAGCUCAUGUAUAUGAUUUUGGGACGACAAGAAUUUUGAGGCAUAUAUGAUUUAUCAAAUUGGACUACAUUUGCCGAAACAAUGGGAUACAUAGCUCCAGAAUUUACUUACACUACUGAAGUUAAUUGCAAAUGUGAUGCGUAUACCUUUGGAUUGGUAACAACUGAAGUGAUUAUAUAUGGAAUAACAUCCUGGUGACCAUAUUACAUGCAUGCAUUUCUUCGUCCUCGGUCUCAACAGUGGAUGGAAUGCUUUCGAAGGAUCUAUAUAUUGGACCCUCGACUCUCAACUCUAGAAGUCCAGGAAGCACAAAAACUUGUGUUGAUAUGAUUGCAAAGAUAGCAGUGUCUUAGCUAGCUUGUAUGAAUUCCAAAAUCCACAUUAAUGUCGGCCAAUAAACUAUGCUACAAGUUUGUGUGAUGCUAUCCCAGGAAAGGGAGUUUUCCACUGAGAUCACCUUAAGGCCCACAGUUAUAGGGUUUGGUCUUGAAUUUGUGACUCCAAAAAUAUAUUAUUUGUUGGGAUGAGAAUGAUGCUUUGAGGGAGGAGGCCUGCCAUAUAAAGAGUUUGUGUUACGUUGUCUACAAAAGUCGAAUUUCAAAUCAUGUGAUUGCCAAGUCAACAAUUUGACAAACUCCGAAAGUAACUAACUUUCGUAAAGAAGAUUCUUAUGCAUACGUACAUUAGCAAGUCUUAAGUCAUCUAACAAUAAUAAUUAAUAUGUUACCUUUUUUUUUUUCAAUAUAUGUUCCAAUUGUGAUUAGUUGGCAACAAUAGAAGACUGCUUUUGGAGUCUUCCUACACCCUUUACAGUUCAAAUUAAUUAAUUAUAUCCAUUGUUGACUA